Messenger RNA from Drosophila teissieri, 3777 nucleotides. RefSeq lists its product as uncharacterized. NCBI's taxonomy places the organism in Eukaryota, Metazoa, Arthropoda, Insecta, Diptera, Drosophilidae. The record is from RefSeq and is a predicted model, not a curated record. Gene Ontology annotation, molecular function: zinc ion binding; nucleic acid binding. The coding region runs from base 49 to 3777 and encodes 1242 amino acids. The transcript has 4 exons.
AAAGCAGUGCUAACGGAACGCAAAGAUUACCGGAGCCUGUUUCCGAACAUGCAGCAGUGCCGCCACCUCCACCCACGGCGGCGGGCAGACCCAGACCCCCAACAUCGCAACUUUUUUCACGCGGCAAUCUGGUUAGCAGUCGGGCUACAGGAGGUGAUAAAUCAGGUCUUGCAAGACCGUCAACAGCAGUUCGGGCUGUGGGCUACGCAGCUAACUGUGGGUCUGCUCAUCAAAGGUUCGAACAAUUUUUCCUGGAGAAGGCGAAGCAACAAACUCGUCAGCAACCGCUGGGGAUGCCUUAAAGGAAGUCCCGUAUUGAAAAUGACCGGCAGUAUCAUUAAACCGUUUCUGUGCGAGGUGAUCGACAAGACAAUCCUCCGAAAUGAAUGGGAGAAGUGGUUGAGGGCGUUUACAAUAUACCUCGAGGCCGAGGGUAUUGUUACCGAGAAGCGGAAGAGGAGUAAGCUACUGCUUUUGGGAGGAGUCCAGCUACAGUCAGUAGUAUACUCUCUACCUGGUGCGCUGGUGGAGCCCAGCGACGAAAAUAAAAAAGACAUCUAUAAUAUCCUCAUCGACCAUUUAAAUAAACACUUUUCACCGAAGCAAAACUCAACGUUUGAAAGACAUCUAUUCAGAGGCCUGACACCGUUGGACACAGAAAGCUUUGGUGAUUUCAUGUUGCGACUCCGCCAACAAAUGCAACGAUGUGUAUUCGGAUCCUCAAAAGCGGAGAUUGAGGAUAUAUGUCUAAAGGAUAAAAUCAUAGAUGUGUGGGCACCUCUAGACCUCAAGAAAAGACUUCUGGGAAAGGAGCAUUCACUAGAGGAAGUGAUCGAAGCAUGUCAGGUUGAGGAGCAGAUCAACAAAGAAUCAAAAGAAAUUACAUCAAGACCUAUUGCGGAACCCAUCUGUAAAAUUACACAUCGUGGUUUUAAACAGAGUGGGGAGUGUCCCAGAUGUGGAAAAUUCGGACACACACACAACGACCCAUCAUGUCCGGCAAGAAAUGUGACUUGCAAUAAAUGCUCGAAGCCUGGACACUUUGCCAGGAAGUGCCGAACUAACUUGAACGACCGAUUCCUUAAGUCCCAAAGGAAUAACCUGAAAAGGUAUAUUCGCUCUGUCGAAGAGGAGGCCACCAGCUCCAAAUUCAAAAAGGGCGAAACACAUUGCUUUAAAGUGUCAAGUGAAGAUGAAGAGGAGUUCAUACGAUGCCGAGUGGGAGGCCGUGAAAUUUCUUUGAUUAUUGACUCGGGGUGCAAGUUUAACCUUAUCAGCCACGCGGACUGGUCUCUGCUAGUGAAGAGAAAAGCCACAGUCUUUGACGUAAGAACUCAUACAGAAAAGCAAUUCCGAGCCUAUGCCUCUAAUAAAUUACUACGAGUAAUGUAUAUUUUCGAGGCCCCAAUUUCCGUUGAGCCGGGUACCGAAGAGAUUGCCUCAUUUUACGUGAUUGAAAAUGGAGAACAAUCUCUGCUGGGCCGAGACACGGCUAUAGAAUUAAAAGUCCUCCGACUGGGAAGAAACAUUACCCGUAUUGAGGAAAUGGAGCCUUUUCCAAAAUGGAAAAACAUUGAAGUAAGCCUUUCCAUAGAUUAUGAUGUGAAACCCGUUCAACAACCAGUGAGACGAAUCCCGGCAGCGCUCGAGGACAAAGUCAUGAAAAAACUGGAUGAUGCCCUGAGUCGAGAUAUAAUUGAACCAGUCACGGGCCCGAGUGCUUGGAUAUCUCCCAUCGUGCUUGCGUUUAAGGAGAACGGGGACAUCCGCUUAUGUGUCGACAUGCGACUGGCAAACAAAGCAAUCCUACGGGAAAACUACCCAUUACCAACUUUCGACUGCUUUAUGACCAGACUCAAAGAGGCUAAAUUCUUCGCACGCCUAGACCUCAAGGACGCCUAUCACCAACUGGCCCUUGAUGAAUCGAGCCGGGAAAUAACAACGUUCAUAACUCCAAGGGGACUUUUCCGCUAUAAACGUUUGAUGUUUGGAGUAAAUUCUGCUCCCGAAAUUUUUCAACGCCUUCUCGAGCAGAUGCUAUCUGCGGUACCUAACGCCAUGAACUUCAUCGAUGAUAUCAUCAUCUUUGGAGCAACUGACCUCGAAAUCGACAGCGCCGUAAAAGAAGUAUGCCAGAUCUUCCAGGAAAAUAAUGUCCUACUGAAUAAAGAAAAGUGCAUCUGGAAGACAAGCAAACUAAAAUUCCUCGGACAUAUUUUAUCCGACAAGGGAAUAGAAGUCGACCCUGAGAAAAUUGACGUCAUCCGAUCUUUCAGAGACCCAAAGAACAAAGAAGAAACGCGGAGCUUCCUCGGUUUGGUGACCUACGUCGGGAAGUUCAUUCCGGACCUUGCAAGUCACACAGAUCCUCUAAGAAAACUGCUGAAAACUGAAAGCAAAUUCACCUGGGGCGAAGCCGAGAAAAAUGCUUUCAGCAACCUAAAGAAUCUUCUAUCCAAGGUACCAAAAUUAUCAUAUUUCAAUCCAAGGCAUCGAACACGGGUGAUUGCGGACGCCAGCCCGGUUGCCCUUGGGGCUGUGUUAUUGCAAUUCAAAGUCGACAACGAACCUUUAAUAAUUCCCUUGGCUAGCAAGGCCCUGUCGGAGGUGGAGAAACGCUACUCCCAAACGGAAAAAGAGAACCUAGCGCUGGUUUGGGCAGUGGAGAAAUUUUACUACUAUCUGGCAGGCCUGCACUUCGAACUCGUAACUGAUCACAAACCCCUGGAAGCCAUUUUCAAACCAACAUCCAAGCCCCCAGCUCGCAUUGAAAGGUGGUUGCUGCGACUCCAGGCAUAUACGUUCACCGUUAUCUAUAAAUCCGGAAAAGAAAACAUAUCAGAUGCGUUGUCUCGACUCUGUCAACUACCGGCGGUAGAACCAAUCGACCACAAGACGGAAUACAGCAUCCUUCGCGUCGUACAGAGCUCUAUCCCAAGAUCUAUGACAAUUCAUGAAAUAGCUGAGUCUUUCAAGAGGGAUGAAGAGAUUAUGGAUGCAAUCAGUUGCCUGGAGAACGACUCCUGGAAGCCCGAUAGUUCAGUGGGCUUCUACCCGUUUCGAUAUGAACUUUCAGCGGUUGGCUCGCUCCUUUUGAGGGGAAACCGUCUAGUCGUGCCAACAUCUCUGAGAGUAAAAAUACUGGAGUUAGCCCACGAAGGACAUCCCGGCGAGACAGCAAUGAAACGCCGCCUGCGAUCCAAACUGAUGUUCAACAGAGUCAUCCGUGACAAAAUACCGGGCAUUGGGGAUAUCUGCAAGAAUACCUUAGACUCUGGAGAGAGAGAUAAAGAUAUUAUUGAAAAAAAUAAGGGAAAGCAGGCAGCCGACAAAAGAAGAGGGGCAAAGGAAGUCGAUAUAGAAGUGGGCGACAAGGUGUUUUUGAAAAACGUAGUGUUCCCAAACCAACUUACAUCAAACUUCGACAAGACGGAAUUUACGGUUUUAGAACGACACAAUAAUAUUGUGGUGAUCGAAGGGGGUGGUAGAAAACUAACAAGAAAUGUCUCACAUCUUAAGAAAGUUCCAGCUAGCCAAACGUAUCCAGCCUCCUGCCCAACGCCGCAACCAGAUGACAGCUUACCGGAAUCAGAACCUACCCCGGAGAACGCAGUACUCCAGGCCACAGAAGGAAGCCUCGGGAUCCAGCCACCCCUGCCGCCAUUAAAGCUAAAACUUGUUAAUAAAGGAGGGAUGUGGCGACCGGCGUUGCCAACAACCAAGCAUCGGGAGAGCAGCGACGGGAGAGACGCUACCGAUGGCCUAGUGUCUGAGUGA